Molecule: messenger RNA, 1047 nt
Organism: Penicillium argentinense
Lineage: Eukaryota; Fungi; Ascomycota; Eurotiomycetes; Eurotiales; Aspergillaceae
Product: transcriptional regulator family TF
Exons: 2
Coding region: 1-1047 (348 amino acids)
Source: RefSeq, a predicted model, not a curated record
AUGCGAAGCAUGUCCUUGGCCCUACCUUGUCGAUUCCAGGACAAGGGCGCACCCGGGCGACCGAGGAAGCGGCCACGACAUGAGCAACACGACCGCCAGCUAGCCACGCGAGAGCGCGAGCGAGGAGAGCCGCGCCAGCUUCCUCCGCACAGCUUCCAGAUCUCGCCAGCGCUUGCUCACGAGCCGAUAGAAGACAAAGAUGUCGAAAGUAUGCUGCUAAGCGACGACUUCAGCUCCUUUCCCUUCGAACUCUCCGGGAGCUGUGGACUCGGUGCCUGUGCCCUUGAUUUCACAGGAAAUCUCGAUUUCAGCUCGUUUCCUAUCGGGCCACUCUCUAAUUCGCACGCGGGCGGGGAGCACGAGCACCCCGAGGCGGUCUCGGAGAUGUCCUUGCCCUCGUGUAUCUCGCCGCCCCUCUCUCCGCAAUCGUGUCAAUGUGACGAGGAGGUCUCCGAUGCCGUGCGGGCCCUGACGCGAGCCCCCGCGUCACACAGCCUCAUUCAGAAUCUCCGCGACGGUAUCGGAUUGACCGAGAAGCUGCUCACCUGUCCCGUCUGCUAUGACGUAUCGAAGCCGCCUCGGAUCACGGUCCAGAACGUGCUUUUGAUCGGCCGGCUGAUGUUUGAGGUCACCUCCGGGUAUCAACGGUAUCUACGGUGGUUGAAAACACACUGCCAGGAGUUAGAGGAGAAGAGCAGUAGCGAGACGUUAUACCUGAUUCCCAGUCUGGGGAUCGGGGCCGAGCUAGGUCUGAAGAUCAGUGGACAGAAAUUCCACGACGUCAUCACGCAUGGCCUGCACGCGGAUACAGAUCGAAUGGAGGCCGUCGGGAAACAGUUUGCACAGAGGCAGAAGAAUCGACAUCUGAUCGGCCAUGAAACGUGUCCGGAUGAGGAGGGGCGUUGUCGAAGAGAAGAGUACGGGCUGGACCAUGAUCCGCUGGAUUUGUGUCCACAUAAUGCCGCCUCGAGGAGGUUAACGCCUUGUUUUCGGAUUGUUGAUGAGGUACGAGCGAUGAUACAGCAGGUUGCAGAGGGGUUGGACUGA